CCGAGAAAAAGUUACACAGCUUCCGGUGCAGAAGACCAGAGAAUUGGGCCAGUCCCACUUUGCUAAGCAUUCGGAAUCAUGGCUAUUGCAGCAGCAGCGACGGCGACAAUGGCACUGGCGGCAAGGCCAGCCUCGAAUUUGUUGCUAACAACACGCAGGGCGAGGUGGGUCUUCACCCCUUUUGCCGUUUCUUCUUCUUUCUCUUCUUCUUCUUCAAAGCCUUCAAGAGCACUCAUUCUCUACUCCAAGCCCGGAUGCUGUUUGUGCGAUGGCCUCAAAGAAAAACUUCAGGCCGCUUUCUUACUUUCCGGUCCUGAGUCCCUCCACGACGUUGAUUUUCAGGUAAGGGAUAUUACAAGCAAUCCAGAGUGGGAAAGUGCUUAUCAGUUUGAGAUACCAGUGUUGGCCAGAGUGUUAUCUGAUGGCACUGAGGAAACUCUACCCAGAUUAUCUCCCCGUCUUGGAGUGGAGCUUGUUCAGAAGAAAAUAUCUGCUGCCUUGAAACAGUAGCGGGGUUUUGGAGCCCCUUCGUAAAAGUGCGAGUUAUUUUUCGUUGAAUGUACAUCUUUGAUCGUUUAAAACUUGUGAGAACUUUUUAUCAACGUCGAGUGAAUGGUCAGAAAAUGUUUCUUUGACUCUC
Pyrus x bretschneideri (Chinese white pear) is the source of this 640-nucleotide messenger RNA. RefSeq lists its product as uncharacterized. The coding region runs from base 79 to 510 and encodes 143 amino acids. NCBI's taxonomy places the organism in Eukaryota, Viridiplantae, Streptophyta, Magnoliopsida, Rosales, Rosaceae. The record is from RefSeq and is a predicted model, not a curated record. The transcript is spliced from 3 exons.